ACCCAAACAAAACAAUCUUUGAAAUCCAACCUUAGCCAAUCAUCUUCCACCAAAAUUCCCCAUAAGCUUAAAUCCCCAUUAGAUUUAUGUUUCUUCUUCACAAACAACACUUCACUUCAUCUCUCUCCUUCCACCAUGUCUUCUUCAUCUGCAACUGCUUUCCAUUCUUCUUUCUGUUUCUCUUCUCAUAAUAAACUUUCUUCUUCUCCCUCAAAUUCCCAUCAACCAAACACUUCCUUAUCACCCAAACCCAAAACCCUUCUCCAUAAACAUCCUCUCUACACGCCACUUCAUUCCACAGUCUCUUCUCAAACCAAAGAGAAAAUUCUCUGUCUUGAAAUCAUGGGUGUUGAUUCUGGCAAAGCUCUUUCUCAAAACCCUUCUCUUCAUUCUGUUACUCUUGAAUCCAUUCACUCUGUCAUCUCCUUCCUCCAAUCUAAAGGCAUUCACCAAAAGGACUUCGCCAAAAUCUUUGGAAUGUGUCCUAAAAUCCUCACUUCAGAUGUUAAAACUGAUUUAGUACCAGUUUUCAACUUUCUCUCUGAAGAUCUCAAAAUCCCAGAUCAGAACUUUAGAAAAGCUAUCAAUAAGUGCCCAAGAUUGCUUGCUUCAAGUGCUGAAGAUCAGUUGAAACCUGCUUUGUUUUAUCUUCAAAGACUUGGGUUGAAGGAUUUGGAGGCUUUGGCUUAUCAUGAUUCUGUUUUGCUGGUUUCAAGUGUGGAGAAGACCUUGAUUCCUAAACUCAAGUAUUUGGAGAGUUUGGGAUUCACAAGGAGUGAAAUCGUUGGGAUGGUAUUAAGGUGUCCAGCUCUGCUUACUUUCAGUAUUGAAAACAAUUUCAAGCCAAAGUUUGAGUAUUUCUCUGUGGAGAUGCAUAAAAAACUUGAGGAGCUUAAGGAUUUUCCUCAGUAUUUUGCCUUUAGCUUGGAGAAGAGGAUAAAGCCGAGGUAUGUGGAGACAGUGGAGAGUGGAAAAAAAGUGCCUUUGUCACUUAUGCUUAAGACCACAGAUGUUGAGUUUAGAGAGUUGUUAGCAGAAGGGGGUGGUUGAAUGAAUCUCUCCCUCUCUCCCUCUCUCCCUCUUCUUUGGAGCUUCGUAAAGGGAGGCUGGUUUUAUCUGCCCUUUCCCCUUCAUUUUUUACUAUGUAAAUUCCAUGACUUUAAAAGGCUACAAAUACAAUCAGUUCAUCAUUCUCUAAUCUGGAUUUCAUACUUCUAAUCCUCUAUACUUACCACGUUUGGAUAUUAAAUAAAGCUAUGAACUUCUUUAA
This is a messenger RNA of Cucumis sativus (cucumber), 1270 nucleotides long. Its product is annotated as transcription termination factor MTEF1, chloroplastic. NCBI's taxonomy places the organism in Eukaryota, Viridiplantae, Streptophyta, Magnoliopsida, Cucurbitales, Cucurbitaceae. The transcript has a single exon. The record is from RefSeq and is a predicted model, not a curated record. Gene Ontology annotation, biological process: regulation of DNA-templated transcription. The coding region runs from base 136 to 1050 and encodes 304 amino acids. Gene Ontology annotation, molecular function: double-stranded DNA binding.